CUUUGUUGUCGUCUCUUGAUGGAUUCGGACCGCUAGCAUGAUCAUCCGCCUUUGCACUUUCCUCUGCCACUUAUCGAUGACAUGGCUCGAGUCGAAGCUUGACCCUUCUCUGCGGCCUACUAUUAGCGAGGGCAUAACGUUCUUCGAAAAGCUUUGUAACUCGUUGAAUGAAAUCACGACUGCACGCAUCUGGACCUUAUGCUGCUGUUAUUUGCCAGCACUAUAUGCGAUUGUUCUACACCGUCACUCCGCGGGUCAUUCAGCCGAACCAGGAUAUAUGUAUGUUGAGGGCCUUGCAUUUAUUUAAAUUCAUAUAAAUUAUCAUAACCUUACCUGGGGAGAGUCGCCUUUGAUCAAACCAUUACGUGUUGGAAGCACCGUGCCCACGAGGACUCAGGAUACCAGAUAUCUGAGGGCUUACAAUGACUUCCAAGUCUCCCUUCAUGCCAACCUG
Guyanagaster necrorhizus is the source of this 454-nucleotide messenger RNA. RefSeq lists its product as uncharacterized. The coding region runs from base 38 to 307 and encodes 89 amino acids. NCBI's taxonomy places the organism in Eukaryota, Fungi, Basidiomycota, Agaricomycetes, Agaricales, Physalacriaceae. The transcript has a single exon. The record is from RefSeq and is a predicted model, not a curated record.